GCGCUCUUUCUCGAGACGCGCCUCGCUCAGAGAGUGCCCGUGGCUCCGCGUUCUCGUCGCGGUCCUGCGGUCGGCGGCCUCCGCGUGUGCGGAGCGAGGCCAGGCGGCGGCCCCUGCUCGAGGCCCGCGUCGUCAUGGCCGCGGUUCCCGAGUUGCUGCAGCAGCAGGAGGAGGACCGCAGCAAGCUGAGAUCUGUGUCUGUGGACCUGAAUAUUGAUCCUUCACUUCAGAUCGACAUACCUGAUGCACUCAGUGAGAGAGAUAAGGUCAAAUUUACAGUGCACACCAAGACCACACUGCCCACGUUUCAGACAGAGUUUUCUGUUACAAGGCAGCAUGAAGACUUUGUGUGGCUACAUGACACACUCACUGAAACAACAGAGUAUGCUGGGCUUAUUAUUCCACCUGCACCUACAAAGCCUGACUUUGAUGGCCCUCGUGAGAAGAUGCAGAAACUUGGAGAGGGGGAAGGGUCUAUGACCAAGGAAGAAUUUGCCAAGAUGAAACAAGAACUGGAGGCUGAGUAUCUCGCUGUCUUUAAGAAGACUGUGUCCUCCCAUGAAGUCUUUCUUCAACGGCUUUCUUCUCAUCCUGUUCUCAGUAAAGAUCGCAACUUUCAUGUUUUCCUGGAAUAUGAUCAGGAUCUAAGUGUCAGGCGGAAAAAUACCAAAGAGAUGUUUGGUGGCUUUUUCAAAAGUGUGGUGAAAAGUGCUGAUGAAGUCCUUUUUUCUGGAGUUAAGGAGGUAGAUGACUUCUUUGAGCAAGAGAAGACCUUCCUCAUUAACUAUUACAACAGGAUCAAGGACUCCUGUGGGAAAGCUGACAAGAUGACCAGGUCUCAUAAAAAUGUUGCAGAUGACUAUAUCCACACUGCAGCUUGCUUGCACAGCCUGGCUUUGGAAGAGCCCACAGUCAUCAAAAAGUACCUGUUGAAGGUUGCUGAGCUGUUUGAAAAACUUAGGAAAGUAGAGGGUCGAGUCUCAUCAGAUGAAGAUUUAAAGCUCACAGAACUCCUCCGUUACUACAUGCUCAACAUAGAGGCCGCAAAGGACCUCUUAUACAGACGUACUAAGGCCCUCAUUGACUAUGAGAACUCAAACAAAGCUCUGGAUAAAGCCCGGCUGAAAAGCAGAGAUGUCAAGUUGGCAGAGGCACACCAGCAGGAAUGCUGCCAGAAAUUUGAACAGCUUUCUGAGUCUGCUAAAGAAGAACUGAUAAAUUUCAAGCGGAAGAGAGUGGCAGCAUUUAGAAAGAAUCUAAUUGAAAUGUCUGAACUGGAAAUAAAGCAUGCCAGGAAUAAUGUCUCCCUCUUGCAGAGCUGCAUUGACUUGUUCAAGAACAACUGACCUACCUUUACUCUGAAGAAGGAAAUGAAUGUGAAAGAAAACCAGCAUCACUUGCACUUAAAUCAUUACCAUGGAAGAUUUAUUAGCUUUGACUUUAGUUAAAAAUUAUGUGAACUAUUUUGAUUUCUAAAAAUCUUAACACUUAACCAUGUUGGUUUAAAAAUAUUUUUAUUGCAUGCUAUUUGGAUAUAACUAAUCUUUUCCUUAUGCAUUCAAUACCUCAAAGUGGGCAAGAUAUAAAUACUGGAUUCUUCUGUUGUUUGUCUUUCGUUACCAAGAGGGUGUAGGAGACAUGUGCCUUCUGGAAACCAAUAGAAGCAAUCACCUGGCACAUGUUUAUCCAUGUGCUCAUGUCCACACAAACUGAUUUUGUCAGGCGCCAGUUCCAACAAAUAGGUAACAGACAUUCCAUUCAUUACAUAGUUCUCACUCCUUGUUACUUGUGUUUCUUGAGUCACCUGAAGUGUUUGUAUCAGAGACAAGGGCAAGAAAAUCUCAUUUAUCUUUGUAUACUCUUUGCAGCUCCAUUUUUAUAGUUGAGAUGAAAUGUUUGAGGAGAGAGCUAUAUCUUGGGAUACCCAUAGACAUGGCUACAUGAAGGAAGACUGCCUACUAGUGGUUGGGGGGUGGUGGAUGUGUUUUGGGACUUUUGUCUUCAAUAAAGCAUAUAAUGAACAAGA
Molecule: messenger RNA, 2026 nt
Organism: Lepus europaeus (European hare)
Lineage: Eukaryota; Metazoa; Chordata; Mammalia; Lagomorpha; Leporidae
Gene: SNX5
Product: sorting nexin 5
Biological process (GO): intracellular protein transport; pinocytosis
Cellular component (GO): endosome
Molecular function (GO): dynactin binding; phosphatidylinositol binding
Source: RefSeq, a predicted model, not a curated record